GACGCUGCAGCCCCUGCAGGACAGGGGCCUGGGUCGCUAUGGGUUCCACAGCGGCCCCAGAGGGAGCUGUGGGCUACGUCCGAGAGUUCACCCGCCACUCCUCCGACGUGCUUAGCAAUCUGAAUGAGCUGCGCCUGCGCGGGAUCCUCACUGACGUCACGCUGCUGGUUGGCGGGCAACCCCUAAGAGCGCACAAGGCAGUUCUUAUCGCUUGCAGUGGCUUCUUCUAUUCAAUUUUCCGGGGCCGAGCGGGAGUCGGAGUGGAUGUACUCUCUCUGCCUGGGGGGCCAGAAGCCAGAGGCUUUGCUCCUCUUCUGGACUUCAUGUAUACUUCAAGGCUUCGCCUUUCUCCAGCCACUGCGCCAGCUGUCCUUGCAGCUGCCACCUAUUUGCAGAUGGAACACGUCGUCCAGGCAUGUCACCGUUUCAUCCAGGCCAGUUAUGAACCUCUAGGCAUCUCCUUGCGACCCAUGGAGGCAGAACCCCCAAGACCCCCAACAGUCCCUCCACCGGGCAGUCCCAGGCGCUCAGAAGGACACCCAGACCCACCUACUGAGUCUCGAAGCUGCAGUCAAGGUUCCCCAAGUCCAGCCAGUCCAGACCCCAAGGCCUGCAACUGGAAAAAGUACAAAUUUAUUGUGCUAAAUUCUCAGACCUCACAAGCAGGAAGCCUGGUUGGAGAGAGUUCUGGUCAGCCUCGCCCCCAAGCCAGGCUUCCUAGUGGAGACGAAGCCUGCAGCAGCAGCAGCAGCAGCAGCAGCAGCGAAGAAGGAGCCAUGCCUGCUCUCCAGAGCAGACUAUCGCUAGCUAAUACCACUGCACGAUUCAAAUGUGGAACUCCAGCAAAUAACUCCUACCUCUUCACACCCCGGGCUCAAGAGUCUUCUCUGCCAACUUCUAAGCAGGCUCAUCCACCACCAGGAAGUGAGUUUUUCAGCUGUCAGAACUGUGAGGCUGUGACUGGGUGCUCAUCGGGGCUGGAGCCCUUAGCUCCAGGGGAUGAGGACAAGCCCUAUAAAUGCCAGCUGUGCCGAUCCUCCUUCCGUUAUAAGGGCAACCUGGCUAGUCACCGCACAGUGCACACAGGGGAAAAGCCCUACCGCUGCUCCAUCUGCGGAGCACGUUUUAACCGACCUGCUAACCUAAAAACACACAGCCGCAUCCAUUCUGGAGAGAAGCCAUACAAGUGUGAGACCUGCGGCUCGCGUUUUGUUCAGGUGGCACACCUACGCGCACACGUGCUCAUCCACACCGGAGAGAAGCCCUAUCCGUGUCCCACCUGCGGCACCCGCUUCCGCCAUCUACAGACCCUCAAAAGCCACGUUCGCAUCCACACCGGGGAGAAGCCAUACCACUGUGACCCCUGCGGCCUGCAUUUCCGGCACAAGAGUCAACUGCGGCUGCAUCUCCGUCAGAAACACGGGGCUGCUACCAACACUAAAGUGCGCUACCACAUCCUCGGGGGACCGUAGCUGAGUCCCCCCAUCGAAACUCCAUUCGCUCCUUAGGGGCUGUGAAAGCUGUAUACUCAGGCUUGAUUUCCCUGAUGGUCUUGAUAUGGGGGUGUGCCGGGCCACCCUGGUAUCAGAAACUGCUGACUCCUUAAUUUCGUACUGGGGGAGAGCAGGGGUGGCAGAUCCUGGCUAGAUCUGCCUCUGUUUUGCUGGUCAAAACCUCUUCCUCACAAUCCAGGUUGGGUAGCUAGGGGCUGGGGACACAAAGGAGAGACACAAGGGACUUGCUCUCUUUAAGGGAGCUUCUCCCUCCAUUUCAAAUGGUUUAUCUGUAAAUAUAAUUUAUUGAGGCCUGUGGUUGGUACCAGGGCCUUUAUUCUGUUUGCAUUUCCAACUUUCCUCUUCCACAGGUGUGAUCAAGAAAGACUGGAAACACAGAAGGCAAGGGCACCACUCUGCUGGCAGAGGCACCUAGCACUUCGGUCUCACUCGCCUUUGGCUUGAGUGUCUUAAGUUGUUGUUGUUUUUUUGUUUUGUUUUGUUUUUCUUUUUUAACUUUCUGGAAUUGUCCUUUCUUUUCCUCUCUUUGUUUGCUUGGUGGUUUAUCCCUCCAGUUCUAGAACUGGAACCUUUAGUUUUCCUGGGCUAAGCCUGAGAACAUGUAAGAUUGGGUAAGGAAUCCUCUGGUAUUUUGGAUGGUGCAAGUCCUGUAGCAGGCCAGCCAUGGAAAGAACCUUCCAGCUCUUGAGGGUGAUGAGAACCUUUAUUGAUGAACCCAAAAUGUAGAUAAUAAAUUCCUCCUGAAGGCUGGGAAGGUGGGGGCUGGAGUCCUCCUGCAAGAAGGCCCAGCAUCAACAGCCUCAUUGAUCUAUUUGCCUGGGUUCAAAUGCACCAUAUCCACCCAUCAGACCAAGCCUGCCUAAGGGUUUGCCCUGAACCCAUAAUCCUCUCACGGGGCCUGAUUUAGUAUCUCCAUGGGGAAAGACCUGAAGAUCCUUACUAGAGAUUAUGAGACAUUUUCUUAUCUCUCUGGUUUCUGAGAAUGCUAUGACCUGGAGAGAAUUAAUGACAUUCCUUGACUGAGUCUGAGGAAUUCUUUAUUGCAUGAGCACCUGGGGUUGAAUGUCCCUUGAGACUCAAUAUGCCCAUCUUCUUUGAAUAUGUUUUGUUUGUUUGUUUUGUGUUGGGACAGCUUCUGGCAAGUGUCCAGAUUCCAAAAACUUCAUCUUUCAUGGGUGCUUGGUAGCUUUCUUACCUUAGAAAAUCUUGAGUCUGAGACUCAGACUGCUCAUCAUUACAUUCCUGUCUGGGACUGGUGAAUGUACUAGGACUUUACACGGGAAGGAAGGGAGCUGCCUGCUGUGCUGCAUUUGUUGUCAUUGGGGAUUAUUGCUGGAAUUACAUAUUUAAAAGCCUUCAAAGCUUCCCUGAUGGAUUGGCCAAAGCCCCUUCCACUUGAACAAGUUACCAGGUAGUGUUACAAGGUUGGUUGAGGGCUGCAGUUUCUGGUGUAGAACAUGUAGAUAAAGAUGUUAGGGAUGGAGUCCCAUGGUUAGAUGGAGUGUCUAGGACGUUAGUAUUUGGGAACUUUGAUUUAUAGUCCUGCUCCUGUUGCCCUGGGACCUAUUUGAUUAUAGGACUUGGGUAAACGGUAAAACAACUUGAACUUGUAGGGCAGAGACUCCUGAAAAUUAAGCCAGUCCUGGUGGCCAGCAGCUGGGGGCAGGCGAGAAAGCCAUUCAUUUUUCCCGUCCCCAUUUAACUCCCCUAUCACCUGAAUGCAGACUUGAACUGUGUAUGUUGGGGGACGGGGGCGCCGACAGAGGGAUUGAGAAGGUGAUUUGAUUUCUGUUUAGAAGACUGGAUGGGCACAUGGGAAGUGCCGGGGGCGAGAUGUUAGACUCUGCAAGUUCAGAUCAUUGGAAUAAAGAAGCCUUUCUUUGUACCAUC
Molecule: messenger RNA, 3404 nt
Organism: Grammomys surdaster
Lineage: Eukaryota; Metazoa; Chordata; Mammalia; Rodentia; Muridae
Gene: Bcl6b
Product: BCL6B transcription repressor
Exons: 9
Coding region: 39-1472 (477 amino acids)
Biological process (GO): regulation of transcription by RNA polymerase II
Cellular component (GO): nucleus
Molecular function (GO): DNA-binding transcription factor activity, RNA polymerase II-specific; RNA polymerase II cis-regulatory region sequence-specific DNA binding; protein binding
Source: RefSeq, a predicted model, not a curated record